Messenger RNA from Esox lucius (northern pike), 3517 nucleotides. It is a transcript of the gene chrna6, whose product is annotated as cholinergic receptor, nicotinic, alpha 6. Gene Ontology annotation, molecular function: acetylcholine-gated monoatomic cation-selective channel activity; transmembrane signaling receptor activity. The coding region runs from base 348 to 1892 and encodes 514 amino acids. Gene Ontology annotation, cellular component: neuron projection; postsynaptic membrane; synapse. The record is from RefSeq and is a predicted model, not a curated record. Gene Ontology annotation, biological process: nervous system process; chemical synaptic transmission; monoatomic ion transmembrane transport. NCBI's taxonomy places the organism in Eukaryota, Metazoa, Chordata, Actinopteri, Esociformes, Esocidae. The transcript has 10 exons.
AACAGCUAAUAGAUCUAUCCUGUUAAAAUACGUUCCGCGGCUCAAACGUGCCCGUUAAACCGACCUCCUCGACGUGAUCGUGUAUUUGUCACUCUUUCUAGGUUCUCUGUGAACGGGUGCGUGUGAGAAGGUAGCGCCCAAGGGGGUGGGACGAAGCCAAGUUCUCUCAGUCUCUCUCUCUCCGAACCAAGCGGCGGCUGCGGACAGUCUCACAGCGCAAGGCGACACGAGUCCCUGAGAGUGUUGUUCAUUUCCUCCGGUUGCCUGCGGUUUUCUGUUUUGACGACUACGUCGCGUUUGUUUCGCCCGGUCAAAAAACGGUUCACUAGUAGACGACCUGACGAAAGAUGAAUCCAGCGGCGCGAAAGACUUUGCUGCUGCUGUUAUUCGUUUUGAUAAUGCAAGACUGUUUUUCCUCUAAGGGGGAGGACAGGCUUUUCCGGAGACUUUUCCGGAGAUACAACCAGUUCAUCCGGCCGGUGGAGAACGUCUCCGAUCCGGUGACCGUGGAGUUUGAGGUGUCCAUCUCACAGCUGGUCAAAGUGGAUGAAGUGAAUCAGAUCAUGGAGACGAAUCUGUGGCUGAGACACAUCUGGAAUGACUACAAGCUGAGUUGGGCCCCAGUGGAGUUUGAUGGCAUUGAGUUUAUCAGAGUUCCCUCCAACAAGAUCUGGAGGCCAGACAUUGUUUUGUAUAACAAUGCUGUGGGAGACUUCCUGGUGGAAGACAAGACCAAGGCCCUGUUGAAGUUCGAUGGAACGGUGACAUGGGUCCCCCCCGCCAUCUUCAAAUCCUCCUGCCCAAUGGACAUCACCUACUUCCCCUUCGACUACCAGAACUGCUCCAUGAAGUUUGGCUCCUGGACCUACGACAAGGCCAAGAUUGACCUGGUGCUCAUAGGGUCAAAGGUCAACCUCAAGGACUUCUGGGAGAGUGGCGAGUGGGAGAUCAUCGACGCUCCUGGCUACAAGCACGACAUCAAGUACAACUGCUGUGAGGAGAUCUACCCGGACAUCACCUACUCCUUCUACAUCAGGAGGCUCCCGCUGUUCUACACCAUCAACCUCAUCAUUCCCUGUCUGCUUAUCUCCUUCCUAACAGUCCUGGUCUUCUACCUGCCCUCCGACUGUGGAGAGAAGGUGACCCUGUGCAUCUCGGUCCUCCUGUCCCUGACUGUCUUCCUCCUUGUCAUCACUGAGACCAUCCCCUCAACGUCCCUGGUCAUCCCCCUUAUCGGAGAGUACCUCCUCUUUACUAUGAUCUUCGUCACCCUGUCCAUCGUCAUCACCGUCUUUGUCCUGAACGUCCACUAUCGUACCCCCAUGACCCACACCAUGCCGGGUUGGGUGAGGUCUGUCUUCCUCAGGGUACUGCCCAGAGUCAUGUUGAUGAGACGGCCUAUAGACCAGGAUGGCAAGGCCCCGUCUUCAGACAGCGGGGAGGAGAGAGGAGCAGCAGGAGGUUGCGGAGGCGGGAAAGGGAGAAAGAAGAGGAAGGAUAGUCUAACGGGCGGGAAUUGCCUGGAGUUCGGAGACAACAAGCUAACAGAAGGAGGCUGUGGAGGAGGAAAGACGUGCCCGUGCCCCUGCCAACACGGGAAGGAGACCCCGGACUCGGCAGACGCGGGGAAACUGAGCCGCCAGCUGAGUCCCCAGAGCAUCAACACGGUGGUGGCCUUCUCCGUCCUGUCGCCCGAGAUCAAACAGGCAAUAGAGAGUGUCAAGUACAUCGCAGAGAACAUGAAGAGCCGCAACAAGGCCAAAGAGGUGGAGGACGAUUGGAAGUAUGUCGCCAUGGUGAUAGACAGGAUCUUCCUGUGGGUGUUUGUGACCGUGUGUAUCCUCGGAACUCUUGGCCUCUUCCUGCAGCCUGUCAUUGGCUUCCUGUCAUAACCCCUGACCAAUCGAGGCUUGCCGGCCUCCGCCAAGUCUCUGCCGACCACCGAUCAGUGUUGUCAGCCCAUCGCCACCCAAAUGGACCUCUUGGGUUUGUGUAGAAAAUUUGAAUGAAUGAAUGACAUCAUCCUGCCAAUCGAAUGAGCUGUCACUGUCAUAGAGUGUAACUGAAAAUAGUUUGAUGUUUUUUUUUAUUCUCCAGCCAAAUGAGUUGUCACCGGACCACUGGAGAUGUGGUUGUGUUGUCACAGUUUUUAUUCUUUUUUUCUGUCCCGACUAUUGACCUUAUGUGGCGUUCUUGCUAGGUACAAACACUGGAACGAGUUUCCAUGACGGCUAUUUCCCAACACAAACGUGUGUUCUUGAGUGUGUUUGUACUUGGCUGUCAGUUUAAAAUACUCCAGUUGUAUACUUUUAUCAGCAAAGCACGAUCAAUAACACCAAGGGGAACCAUUCAAAGGGAAAAAGACUGGGACUUGAGUGAUGGCAAUUUUCCUUUUCAGUGUACGUGCAGUUUUCGUCAGCAUGACCCCUAACUAGCUUUCACAACACACUGGAUACAGGAACUUAGUCUGGACGAAAAUGCAUUUCUUCCAUGUCACUCUUCCAUGUCACUCUGCCAUGUCACAAUUCCCCAGUAACUGCUCUUUUGGUUGGUAGAACACACAUGCUCCUGUACAUACUGUAGACACCUAGAAUCUGAACUCAAUCAAUGAUCCGUCGGAGUCGAUGUGUGUGUCGGCACCAAUCAGCAGUCUCCAAUCACAGCUGACGUUGUGCGUCAGAGCCAAGAGUAAGUCGUAUGAAUCAGGUCUAUGUUGUAACUGAUCCCAUUUAAUGUACCGAUGCGUCAGAACCAAUCGACAUGAUGCUUCACAUUCCGGUAAACGAAACCGCCGGCCGACCACAGAGUGAGGUGAUUAGAACCCAUCUGUGCGAGUUAGGACACAACGAUGGGCUCUUUAGCAACGUUUUAGAAGGCAUUAUUGGCAAGGCGCUGGGUAGACAUACAAAGAGAUUGGAUUAGAUUUGAAUUGCUCAAUCCGGAAAUAGCAACUGCCUAGCAACGCGUAUGCACAGAUAUUAAUUCAUCUAGGGACUUCUAUCAUCCAAUUCCAUGGCUAUUAAUUUUAUUUUACUAUUAAUCAUCGGUUUUAAUUAAGUUUCUCUAUUCAGUGUAUCAGACUCCUGAAAUACAAGACACGGAAGAUAACGCAUUUAGAAUAGGAGAAUCCCAGCUGGCAGUCUUUACUCUACAUAGUUCAAUACAUAGCAAAAGUAUUGUACUAUGGAAGGGAAUAAUGAUUUAUUUUGGGAGUCAGUCCAAUGGCUUCUGCAUCUAUAUAUUAUAGCACUUAUACAAGAACUACAGGAUGAGAAGACUUACUGUACAUGAUUAUCAUCACCUUAUACAGUAGGAUGACUGCUUUCAUUUGUUGUUAUUCUGAUUAAUUUCAAGCAUUAAGGCUUCUAAUUGUUUGUCUCGUUAGCAACACCCGCCUGUUACAGGCAUCAAGUGACUGGCACUUUUGUACCAAUGUUUCCUGCUCUUGUGUAUAGUAUGGAUGUUCUUCUGUAAGUAUUUGGAAUAAAUUCAAUAUUUCUCCAAAGAAAGGAAAAUC